Molecule: messenger RNA, 755 nt
Organism: Acaulospora morrowiae
Lineage: Eukaryota; Fungi; Glomeromycota; Glomeromycetes; Diversisporales; Acaulosporaceae
Source: the annotation of a GenBank genome assembly
GAGAUCACGCAUCACCUCACUCUCAUUACGAUGAGACCACUGGAGAAUUGAUCAACUUUAAUAUGGAAUAUUUUACAAUGGGAACAAAAUAUAAUUUCUUCACAAUAUCUGAAAGUAAUCCUAAUGGACAGAUAAUUUGCAGCAUUACGGCAAAGGCAUCCUACGUUCAUAGCUUUGGUGUCACACCCAGAUUUAUCGUUUUGGUGAUUUUUCCAUUUUACGUCAAAAACGCUGGCAUUAACGUAAAGUGGUCGGACAACAUCUUGGACUGCUUUAUGUUUAAGCCAGAUGAACCCACAUUAUUUUACGUAAUUUCCAGAGAGAAGAAACAACACGUCGCCACUUAUAGAUCUGAUCCCUGUUUUGCAUUCCAUCAUAUCAAUUCAUUUGAAGAUGAAGAUGACAACAUAUAUUUGGAUAUUGUGUGUUAUGAUACAACGGAUGUUGUAUACGACCUGACCAUAGAAAAUUUGCGCCAAGGAUUAACCAUUGGCCUGCCUAUGGCCGAAGUUCGUAGAUUCGUCUUGCAAGGUGUCCAACGAGAAUCUAUGAAAUUUGCAAAUAAUGCACGAGAGACUCAAACGGAUGGUUCUCAAAGCACGUUCAUGUCGAUGUUUUCGAAAAGUCCAUCGUAUCAACAAGUUUCCGCGUGUCCUAAUGCAAGUUAUGUUAGGUGUACUGAUUCUACUUUGGAGUUACCAAGGAUCAAUCCCAAAUUUAAGCGUCUAAAGUACCGAUAUGUCUACGGCAUCGGC